AUGGCGAAGAUGAUCAACAAGACGCUCUUACUAACAUACAGUUACUUACUCAUCUACAUUCUUCUCUCUUCUGGUGUUAUUCUCUACAACAAGUGGGUUCUAUCUCCCAAAUACUUCAACUUUCCACUUCCCAUAACAUUGACUAUGAUCCACAUGGGCUUUUCUGGAUUUGUCGCCUUCCUUCUUAUUCGAGUUUUCAAGGUUGUCUCUCCUGUUAAAAUGACAUUCGAAAUAUACGUGACCUGUGUGGUACCUAUAAGCGCAUUCUUUGCAUCUAGUCUCUGGUUUGGCAAUACUGCAUAUUUGCACAUUUCAGUUGCCUUCAUUCAGAUGCUCAAAGCACUAAUGCCCGUAGCAACAUUUAUCAUGGCCGUUGUUUGUGGCACCGACAAAGCAAGGUGUGACGUGUUCAUGAACAUGCUGCUCGUCAGUGUUGGAGUUGUGGUAUCCUCCUAUGGGGAAAUUAAUUUCAAUAUAAUAGGCACGGUCUACCAGGUCACGGGCAUCUUUGCUGAAGCACUUAGACUUGUGCUAACUCAAGUUCUUCUUCAGAAAAAGGGCUUGACAUUAAACCCAGUCACCAGCUUAUACUAUAUAGCCCCGUGCAGCUUUGUUUUCCUGUCCUUGCCUUGGUACGUACUGGAGAAACCGAACAUAGAAGUCUCGCAGAUUCAGUUCAACUUCUGGAUCUUUUUCUCAAACGCUCUCUGCGCACUUGCCUUAAACUUCUCCAUAUUCUUAGUAAUCGGAAGAACAGGAGCAGUAACCAUCAGGGUCGCUGGUGUUCUCAAAGACUGGAUUCUCAUAGCCCUCUCCACUGUCAUAUUCCCUGAGUCCACAAUCACUGGUCUGAACAUUAUUGGAUACGCAAUAGCACUCUGUGGGGUUGUAAUGUACAAUUACAUAAAAAUUAAAGAUGUGAAAGCGACUCAACCAAUCACUGAUAGCCUCCUCCCAGAUCGAAUCACCAAGGAUUGGAAGGCGAAGAGCUCGUCGGAUGGAGAGAGCCCCAGAGGUAUAGAGCUUGUUGAUGAGGAAGCUCCUUUGAUAACGUCGCGGUUGUCACAUAUCGGGCGGACUCAGCUCGGAACCCAUACUGCGGCCUGAGCAACGUACAGAUGAGAAGAGAUCCGUAUGUUGUGUCUUUCCUUUAUCUCUUUUGGAACCCCCAAACUUUUUUUCUUAAUAGAAUUUACGUCGGGAUUAUUACUUAACAAUGUUUAGUUAUAAAAAAAAACACAACUGGAAAAAUUAUUUUGUAGGGUCUCUGUGUGAGUUAUAAAUGUUUUUCACCAGACACAUCAGCUCGGGACCCCGCUUGGUCUUUAAUUUUAUGAUGUAGACAGUUCUGACAUCUGAGAUUUAUUUUGUUUUUUUUUCUUCGU
Molecule: messenger RNA, 1385 nt
Organism: Eruca vesicaria subsp. sativa (arugula)
Lineage: Eukaryota; Viridiplantae; Streptophyta; Magnoliopsida; Brassicales; Brassicaceae
Source: the annotation of a GenBank genome assembly